AUGGUUUCGCGUGGUACUUUCCACGGACUGUUGUAGAAAGUUAAGACGAAUGGAAGAUUCUAUAUUCAUAGAAUGACACCUAUCAUAUAGGUAUAAAAUCAAUAGUAAUACUUAUACGAUAUAUCGUUACAUCAUUAACAAAAUUGCUACAUCAUCGAAGAUGACAAGUCACAUUUUCUCGGUUUCGUUCGAUAUACGGGGAGAAAUUUUAAAAUGCAUUACGCUGGUAAUUAGUAAUACGCUUUAAUUAAUAAUUAAUAAUACUUUAAUUAAUAAUUAAUAAUCACGUCUUUGUUCAGUCUUCAGAUUAGAUAUACGUCUAUCUCGAACAUUUUAAAAACAUUCAAAUCACAAUGCCCAAGCAUUUUUUUUAUCUACCAGACAGCAUAAAAAAUGAAAUCAAAAAUAGACAUUUUGUCACAUUUUUUCCUUGUAUGCUUCGCUCAAACUACGAAUGCUUGUACUAUCUCGUAUCUUUAUAAACACAAUUAAAAAUGUAGAUUUGUUACAAAUUAACAAGUACCAUAUCUUAUUUAUACAUUUUUGUGCAUUUCUGUGCAAAUCUUCGAAUCUCUCACAAACAUGUAAGAAAUGUCUGAAGUGUUUCUAACCACGAUACACUGCACUUGCACCUGCACUUGCACUUGCACCGCGAAAUAUGAAGUCUUACAAACACGCGUUUAGCGCGUUUAGCAACGAUUACGAAGCAAAAAAUUUUUCCAAUUUUUGUGAUUGUUGGAUCAUUGAAAUAAAAAUACACGUAUGUCAAACAUGAAAUCUGUUUGAUCGAUAUCAUUUAUUUACUCCUAUUUAUCGAAGAUUCGAAACGAUUUACUUGAAAUAUAACGAUAUAUCUCAUAACAUAUGUAUACACGUAUAUAGCACGUAGGAAAGGAAAGGAUAGAAGAGAUCAAAAGAGGUCAAAUCAGUACGAAUACAUGUUAAGUAGAAAGUGGAAAGUAUCUCUAAGGUCAAUGACCAAGGUUUAAUAACCAAGGUAUAAUGCCACCGAUUGCUCCGCGUAGCAUAUUACACCUCAAGGUCGUAUAGACGUAGAUACGAGCAUGACGUUGCCUCGACUUUCCCUCUUCCGUAUUUAAGUAUCUUUCUCCAAAAUUACAUAAUUCAGAAUUAUAUGUAAAAAUUACAUAAUUUGCGAUGUGUGUAAACAUUUUGUAUGACGUGUAUAAACGAGUAACAAGAACGAGUACAAUUAAUAAAAAAAGUUGAUUUUUUAUUCCAUUCUAAUAUGUCGUAUAUUAUCAUACGAUCGAUGACACUGUUUUGUAUUUAUCGUGUAACUCUUUUUUUUUUUAAUUCGGAAAAGAAUUAUAUUUUUAUUUCUGGUAUUUAAUUACACGUAUUGAACUGUUUAUCAAUCAUGAAUAUCACUGUAUCGUUCAAAUGAUUGCAUAACUUUUGCAAAUUUAACAAUAAAUUAUUUUCAUCAAUCGUCAUUUUAUUUCAUUACAAAGAAUCUAUUCUAAUAAUAUUCUAAUCUAUGUUAUUAUAUACCCCCUGAUUUUCAUUACAAAGAUGUAGCUGCGAUACGGAGACAAUUUCUCGGGAAUAUUGCAGUUUCUACAAUAGCUACGCGUAGUUCUACACGUAUACGAAUGUAUAAUAAUACAAAUAAAAUCGAUGUGGGAACAGAACAAGUUCAAAAAUGAGCGAUAACAACACAUCUUUGACUAAUCCUUGGGAUGCGUUAUCCACUGUGACAACAUUUGACAGAGGUAGACAUAACAUAACCUUAAAUUCUCGCGCGUUUUUGAAAUAUGUUUAAAACGCUCGUUCCGAGUCAACUAUUUUUUAUCGUCAUUUAUACUGUUUUAAUCGAUAUCGAACUUAGUAAUCAUUUUUGUAAAAAGUGUAUCGAUAUGGUUAUUUAGAUGAUAGAUCGUUCAUCACCAGGAAUGACACUUGCAAAAUUUAAAUUACUCUAAAUAAUCUCUGAUAUUUUAUCACGUUGUUUAUAUUUUUUAGGUAACGAUGCAAUAUCCACGAUAUGUUUGGAGAAUGAAAAUAAUCCGAACGAUAAGCAACUUGUGAGCAUUGUUACAACCACUAGCAGUCUUUUAAUCGAGUCGCUUAUAAAGCACCUGUGUAUAUUAUUCGAAGAUGAUUCAGUAUGCAAAAAUGAAUUAUAUUUUGCUAUUUGUAAUAAACUUCACGAAUUGAAACUUAUCGAUGGUUCUUACAAUGUGAUGGAAUUAGAAUCAUUAAGAAGUCAAUAUCAACAAGCACUGUAUCAUUUGUUUACAGUUAUACGUGGUACAAUUAGUUGCGAGAAUACACUUCAGGUUUCAAGAUCGUCAGUCGCAGAAUGGUCUAGGUAUCACAGAGAAUUUCAAGAAAUAAGCUUUAUCGCCGCUGGAGGAUUUGGGGACGUUUUUAAAGCUUUAAAUCGUCUCGAUGGCAUUGAAUAUGCCGUUAAAAAGAUAAAAGUACGUUCCGGUCGAGUUAAAAAUAUAAUGCAACAUCUCGAAGAAGUGAAAACUCUUGCCAAAUUAAAUCACACCAAUAUAGUGUCGUACAAAGGUGCAUGGAUCGAGCCUUCGAUUUUUACGCGGAACUUAGUAUCCUCGAGUCAUUUUCAAAGCAGAUUAAGUUCCAUAGAAUAUAACGAAAGAAGUGGAAACAAGUCAUACGUAAAUCGGACAUCCAGUUCACAAAGUCAACAAAGUUCAGAUACCGGAAGUAGUCAAAGUUCCAAGGAAAAUGGUAAAAAGAACAUGUUGCUACGACAUAGAAAACGAAUAAAUUGUAAAUCUGAGGAAGAAAGCGAGGAGAAAACUAGUUCAAACAGUAUAUCCUUUAGAAAUGACAGUCAACUUCAAAGUAACAAAACAAAAAGUAUUACAAAUUAUACCGACGGCAGUAAUUCGUGCGAAGAAUCCAAUAAAAAUAAGAUAGUUCUACCAUACGUACUUCGAACGAAUGAGAAAUACACAACAUUGUAUAUUCAAAUGGCUCUUUGCGAGAAAACACUUCAACAGUGGCUUGACGAAAGAAUGGAAAUUACUCCACAAGCAAUGAUUAUUGCGAUAUUAACUCAAAUUGUUCGUGGUUUGGAUUACAUACAUUCUCGCGGAAUCGUGCACCAUGACAUAAAGCCGAGCAACAUAUUUAUUUCAACAUCGGAACGGCUACAGAUACAGUUGGGAGAUUUUGGAUUAGCUUGUCCAUUAAGAAGUGAAAAUCACCAUUCCAUAAUAGGCACGCACAUGUACGCAGCGCCAGAGCAACUACGAGGAAAGUGCGAUCCUAAAAGUGACGUGUACAGCGUAGGAAUAGUAUUCCUGGAGCUAUUGAUACACACGAGAACUCGCAUGGAAAGAAUCGAAAUAAUUAAUAGUUUGAAAAGAGGACACGUGCCUACAAUGUUAGCUGCUACUCAUCCUAAAUGGGCAUACGUAGUAAGUCAGUUGAUUCAAGAAGAUCCCGGGAAACGACCAUCAACGAAUCAAUUAUUACAAGAUUUAAACGAAGAUAAAGAUACGACGAUAGCACGCUUGAAGAACGAUAUCAUCGAGAAAGACGACGUAAUAAAAAAUUUACAAGAAAGGAUAUUAGUAUUAGAACAAAUCGUUAAACACAGUACACCGUUGCAGGACGUGUAAACCGUUGUAUCGUUAAAUUGAAAAAUAGCGAACUUUUAGGAAUAGCAAGUACCGAUACUUUUGACGAAGCGAAUGACAAAAUGCUAACGGUGGCUUGUGUUCUUAUAAGAAUAUAACAAAGACAAGAGUCAUUCGUAGAAUGUGUAUUUAUCGGAUCUAUAUACAUAUAGAGUAUGUAUUUACCGAAUCGCUGUGCAUUUGUCAAAUAUAUGCAGCAUACAGAAUUGUCCUUUGACAAGGAAACGCGUCCGUACGUGUUUUAUUUUAUAUUAAAGUAAAAUAUUUAUUUUAUAUUAAAGUAAAAUAUUUGUAAAUAUUUUUAA
Heterotrigona itama is the source of this 3946-nucleotide messenger RNA. The record is from the annotation of a GenBank genome assembly. NCBI's taxonomy places the organism in Eukaryota, Metazoa, Arthropoda, Insecta, Hymenoptera, Apidae.